AUGGAAAAUCAGUUUGACAGUAUCAUGGAACGAAUCCGCGUCCGACAGGGCGAGGUGACCGGCAAAGAGAACGAAACCGAGGCGGCGUCGACGGUGAAGAUCGAAGAAGUGACGUCGCCGACGAAAGUCUUCGGAAAUUCUUCGAACACCCCGAAUACGAAGACGCCCGUGGUUUUCCGUCAGCCAGAACCGAAAGAAACGUCUCCGGACCCAUCAAAUACCACGGAAAACGAAUCGACGGCGAGUGGAAACAAGAAAAAUCGAUUUUCGAUGUUGGCCGCCGAGUUGGACGAUUACGAAUUCGACUACACAAGCCAGUACAACAAGCCGAAGGAGGCGUACAUGAAGGGACCGAGUCCGCGCAUCUCCACGGGCCUCAGGACGGCGAUUCCGUCGAAAAGCGCGCCGAUCAUCUCGGAUUUCGAGGCGCGUCGGAUAAAGUUCGCGCAGCCGAUCGUCAACGUGAACUACCUGCCGAACGUGUCGUUCUCGGCCAGCUCGCACGACAUGAGCACGGUGCUCGGCGGCUCGGCGGAGAUGAUGAACGUGACGACGUCGUCUCUUUCGUGCGGCGAACUCUCGAUGAACCAGCAGAUCACCCACGAGAACACGGUCAUUAAUGCUCAAUCGUGCGACAACCGGGAGGCGAUUUUGCGCGAGCGAAAUGCGUCGGCCGAUGAGUAUGGGGCGCAUACGUUUAUGAGAAAGGUUCGUGUAAGAUGGAUGAGGAAAGGGGCGUGGCCUGGUGAUUUUGGCUGAACAUUUGAAAAUUUUUAAAAUGUAUUCUGAAACAUUUCCAGUGAAAUUAACUUUUUUUGCUAAUUGCGCGAGCCACGCCCCUUUAAAAAAAUAUUUAUUAAGUUUUUUUUUGAAUAAAUGCUUGGUCUUCCCCUCACGCACUCACCCCUCUAAUAUUUUGUGUUUUUUCCUGGAUAGAAGGCGCCGAAAGAGAAGACGAUCGACGAGAAGCCAAUCGGAACAAGUGGGACCACCGGGACUACCUCGACCACUUCUACCGCUUCCGCCGGAGCCCCGCAGACGUUUUCGCGCCCGCCGAUCCACGCGCUGAUCUCGUCGCCGAAGCCGUUCUCGAAGGAGAUUGGCAAAUCUGUGUUCUCACCGGUUCACUUUGUGAGUCACUUGCACCAUGCUUCUUUCUUUUCCUCUUCUUUUUCUGCUGUCUGACUCCGCCCACUAACUGUCAAUUUCGAUUGCAGACGCCGAAAAGUACGUCGUCGCCGAAAAUGACGAUCCAGCCGGAAGCGGUCGUGGUGAUGUCGCCGUCGAAAUCCGCCGCAUUGGAGGGAGAGCUGGCGAAAACGCGUCGAGCACAAUUUGAGCAGAAAUUCCAGAAUAAGACUAACAUUGUGAGUGGGUACUCGCUUAACUCUCUCUCUCUCUUUCAGCCCUAAAAGAGGAUACUAUCUGGAGAUGUUCUUGGAUUUGAAAAUGAAAAUGCCAGGUUUUAGCGAGUACCUGACGUUUUCGGCUUUAAACCGACAUAUCUUCAGAUUGGAUGAUCUUUGCGGGCUGAAAUUUACAAAGUGGAUGCUCCAAACCAAAAUUGAUAAUCGGGAAAAGUUGGGGUACCAUUGGAUAAUACAAAAAUGAAAAACGGCCAACUCAGAAAGUUGUUGGCCAUAAAAUUCUCUCUCUCUGACCCAGAAACGAGCAUUGUUUUCAGUCUGUUCCAACUCCAUCCGUCCCGGUGCCGACGCCCCGUCACGCGGGAAUCACGGCGACGCCACACGUGCACGUGGCACCACACCAGAAGGAUCUGUUUGCCACCAGAAAAGCAGAAAACGCCCACGCACCAGCACCGGUCCCGGUGCCCGUCGUUCAGACCCAAUGGCGCGGAAAGGGGAACACGCCGGUCGUGCAGGGAGCGCGCGCCGCCGACAAGACGGCCGGGGAGGAUGUGCGCGGUGCGGGCGUCGGAAGACUCAAGAACCUCAAGUCGCGGUGGGAAUUCUCGUCGGCGACGGGCACUCCGAUCCAUCCGGACGCCACCGAGGACUCGCUCAUCGCCACCGCCAUCAAGAUGAAGGAGUCGACGAUUCCGAACAAGGUACGACCCGGUCUUAUCGUUUUUUCUUAUUCUAGAUCCCAUUUUUCAACCCCCUGUGUCAGUUGCAGAUUGGUCACCGCUCGAUGACGGGCCGCAAAGGACCGUCGGAGUCGUCGAUCAAUUCGCAGCCGAGAAGCACGACCGCGUCGCCGGCGGCCAAGAACACGCGAUACGGACAACGAAAGAACGAGCAUCAGGAGGAGGAGGAGGAGUUUGAGGACGAGGUGUUCGACGAUCCGCCGAUGUCGCCCGAACACAACGACGACGAUGGAGAGGCGAUCGAAGACGAAUUCUCGGGCGACGAGAUUCCGUCAACGGACACGUCGCGCUUCAUCGAUAAUGCAUUCGGAUUCAUCGAAGGACCGGGGACAGGCACGCCGUCGCCGUUCCGCCCGUCGGACGGACAGGCACCGCUCGCCCGCCUCGAGGGAUUCAGCAGCGGAAGACGUGGACGCAAAGAACUUCAGCUCGAAUCGGAUGUGAUUGAGGAGGAAGACGUGCCGGUCGGCGAGGGAGAAACGGACGAGGAGGAGGAGGUGACGGAGAUGGGCGAUCGAACCCAAACGGGAACGGAUCGGGUUGAGACGACGGCGACGAUCGGAGAGCACGAGAAGGAGGUGGAGAAGGGCAACUCGAGCCUCCCUUACUCGGUCUCGUUCUACCGCAAAAUACAGCGAGAACGAGUCGGCGACGCGGCGAGCACCACGCCCACCCCGAUCAGCCCCUCGGCGCCGAUCGCCUCGUUGACAUCGCCGCAGAAGCUACGGCAGCUGACGUCGGGCGUCGGAGCCGUUCCGCCCGGUGGACGUGUGCUCGAAAGUGAGCGGGAGACGCGCGAUCGGCUGCUCAAGGCGAUGCGCGUCGAAGAGGAGCUCAUCACGCAGUCGAAACGAGCGAUGGCGUUCUCGCGAGAGAAACCGAACUUUAGGGGAUCGCGCGAGGAAUUUGAGGCCCAGUGGGCACUCCUCGUGCAUGGAGAGAAGCACCGGGCACUCGUGGCCGAGUACGAACGACUGAAGAGAGAAGGACCGAGAAUGUAAGCGGGUUUCAGGGAGGCCGAAGCCAAAACAUUUCAUUUCAGUGUCGACGGACCGCGCGGAACGAUCACAGUCGUGCAGCUGACCGUCCACAUGGCCAGAGACUAUGUGGCCGCCCAUAUAGCGGCCAGCAAGAAGCCAGGUACCAUUCCAUCGAAAAGAAACAACGACGAAUUACAUUUGAAAGAUGUUCCAGACGAGGUCUUCUACUUCGUGGCCGUCCUUCGCUACGGCGAACAAGUGGACGUGUCGAAGAUGGUGACGAGCGACGGAGGACUCAAUCGGAAGGGCAUCCUCGAGUUUCCGGUGCCUCUCCAGCUGCACGCGAUCCCCGCCGACUUCCGCGCCACCGUCGAGAUUUACGGACAACGAACGAUGCGCGAGGCGACGAGCCACGAGGACAAGUUCAAGUUGAAGAGCUCGACGCUCAAGGCCAAGGUGAGAGAGCGCUUUUCCAAUCGAAUUGCACGAUUUCCAACUGAAGACUGUUUAUUUUUUGUAUGUUUUUUGUGUAACCCAACCGUGUCCUCUGUUCCCCGCAUGAUCUUACUAACCCGCCCUACAGAACGCUGACGAAUGGUGUUAUUAUGUGGACAGAAGUGAGUACGAGUCGAGAUUGAAGACGCCCAAUGAAGAUCGAGGCGGCAAGAUGCGGUUGCCGUGUAGAUUGUGGAGAAAGUUGCAUGUAUGUGUCUGUAUGUGUCUCUCUGUGUGUCUUUUUGUUCUUUUUUGUUUCCAUUCUUGAACUUCCCCACGUCCAUUAACUUUUUAGACCCGAAACACGUUCCUCGGAAGCGGAUCGUCGGCGAACACUUCGGCAUUUGUGCAGCCGAUUCUGUCCUCGUCGGGAACCUCCAACUUUACUCUUCUCGGCACCUUUUCGUUUGACAUUAAUUGUCCCGGCAAACAUGUGAGUUUUUGGGAUGGAAUUUCAAAAUUUGGAGCAAGUGACUCAAAAGUGCCGACCCCGUAAACCAUUUGCACAGGCCUGCAAUUUUGUGCGGCAAUACUAGCGAAUAGUGCAAUAUCAACUGUUUUCAGAUGUACAACAUGUCGCACACUGUCCAUCCGCUCGAAGGCGUCACGCUGAUGAAGGUGCGGAAGCAGGCGGUCGACGGCGCCGACAUCUCGUUCAACGGCUUCCUCUCGAUGUACCAACGCACGCGCGAGGGCCUCGGCUCGUGGACGCGCUACUGGUGUGUGCUCGACAAUGGCGAGAUGAAGUUCUGGAGGCAUCCGGAGGACGAGGGCACGAAGGGAUGGCUGGUCCUGCUGGAUCUGAGCACGUGCUGUCGAUCGGAGGGCGCGUCGACGGUCACCGACAUUUGUCCCUACCCGAACAGCUUCCACAUUGACGUGUGGGUGCCAAAGGACGACGCGCCGGUGCCCGUGGCGAUGGGAUCCGACGCCGACACGAUCGCCUCGCAGACGACGAUAACUCGAGCGGGAAUCGAGCAGUUGAGGUACGGAAUCCAAAAUUUAACACGCAAACAAUUGGAUAGGCCAAAACGAAUGUUUUGCAGAGUGAUGCUGGCGGCGGACACGCAGCCGGACCUGCUCAAAUGGCUGUCGGUGAUCAACUCGACGUCGAGACAGUUGUGCACGUGGAGAAAUCCGAUUGUGCAGGGAUAA
Caenorhabditis sp. 36 PRJEB53466 is the source of this 4737-nucleotide messenger RNA. NCBI's taxonomy places the organism in Eukaryota, Metazoa, Nematoda, Chromadorea, Rhabditida, Rhabditidae. The record is from the annotation of a GenBank genome assembly.